AUGUACAGAAUCUCUGAAUCCGUAGUGGGAAACCCGCAAGUCAACCACUUUGUCAAUAAUGCUGUUGAAAACGCCGGGGUCAAGAGCCUUCAUGGUUGGCACUUUGGACCGAUUCCGUAUGCCAACGACGGCUGGAUCCCCCCUCGUCAAGUUGCCGCUGCCGAGGCAGGAACAGCUAUUCCCAUAGUUAGCAACAAUGACAAUGCAGAUGAUACGCGUCCCCACGAUGCCGAAGUCCUCUCACUACUCAACCCUGGUGUCUGCUGCAUUGAUCUUGAUGGUCGUGGUACAAUGUGUGGUGUCACCUUCAAGAGCCAACCCUCUCUUCGACGUCAUUAUCGACAAUUCCACCCCGGAGCCCUUGUCAGUGUUCGACGCGCCAUGAUCUCCGUCCCCGAGCGCCUUGCCGGCUUCAAUGCGUUGAAGCAUGUAGUCUUGAACAAGAUUUGGCGCAACGCCUCGUUUCUCAAGGAGCCUGGACGAGGUCCUCGCGGCGGAAUAAUUGACGAGUACGCUACCGCUCUCGAGUAUCUUGCCGCGACCGAUGCCAAAUUUGCCGCCAGAUGGGGAACCCUUUUCCACCGCGAGGGUGUGUUUCGCCUGAGACCAGCACGUGAAGAAUAUCAGGCCGACUUGCCAAGAGGUCAGCGACCAGCGUCCAGUAUGCAGCCAGACACCCGGAUCCACGACCCCUUGAUCAAGCCUUCCGUGUCUACGGGAUACGAUUCUGGCUCGGAUACACCCAUCGUCACUCAAGCACGUCGAGUUAAACGCGGUGGCCGUACUCGGCACAGCCCCAGUCCAGUUGAAUCUCCCGAUCGACGUCAGAGUAAAGCGCAAAGACAACCAGCUGCUUCUGCCGGUCGCAAGCCGAACCAAUUCCGCCGAUGGUACGACUCCCUCGAGAGCGAUCUUGCUAGAUUCCAGUCCCUCGCGUUCAGAGCGUUCCUAUCGGCCAAUAUUGAACACAGCCAAUGCCCGGCACUGCACGAAUACGAUCACGGUUGGAGGGAAUCAAUCAAAUUCGUCUCGAGCUGCCAGCGUCUCGAGUACUGA
Pestalotiopsis fici W106-1 is the source of this 1056-nucleotide messenger RNA. RefSeq lists its product as uncharacterized. Lineage: Eukaryota; Fungi; Ascomycota; Sordariomycetes; Amphisphaeriales; Sporocadaceae. The coding region runs from base 1 to 1056 and encodes 351 amino acids. The transcript has 13 exons. The record is from RefSeq and is a predicted model, not a curated record.